Malassezia globosa CBS 7966 is the source of this 264-nucleotide messenger RNA. RefSeq lists its product as uncharacterized. Gene Ontology annotation, biological process: ribosomal small subunit assembly; translation. Gene Ontology annotation, cellular component: cytosolic small ribosomal subunit; mitochondrial small ribosomal subunit; ribosome. The record is from RefSeq and is a predicted model, not a curated record. The transcript has 3 exons. Bases 1 to 264 code for a protein of 87 amino acids. Gene Ontology annotation, molecular function: structural constituent of ribosome; RNA binding. Lineage: Eukaryota; Fungi; Basidiomycota; Malasseziomycetes; Malasseziales; Malasseziaceae.
AUGUUCCUCUCAGCUGUGCGCGCAUCGCGCUCGGCGUGGAAAGGCCCCUUUUUCGUUCCGUUCCCGAAUCUUCAGCAGGCUCUGAAGAACAACGCGCCCAUUCGCACGAAUGCGCGAAGCUGCACAAUCCUGCCAAACUUUGUCGGACUCAAAUUCCUCGUACACAAUGGCAAGUUCCAUCUUCCCGUCACCAUCACCGAGGAAAUGGUAGGCCAUAAGUUGGGCGAGUUUGCCCCUACGCGUAAGCGCUUUAGCUACCGGUAA